UUGGGAGGGGAAAUUAUUAUAUUGUGGAUCUUGCUAAAUUCCAAUUGCUGGUUACAAAAAUUUCGUUGAUAUCCUUGGUGUUAGGGUUUAUUUUGUCUCAAUCUCUCACCCUUAGCCCAUCCCCUAUUUAACUCUUUUCUCCAUUCAUUCCACAUCACAUCUAUCACCUAUCUUAAAUGUUACCACUACCAUGGCUGCUGAGCUUGGCCCUCUCUCCCUGACCCAACUCCACCAGCAAAAAAUAGCUCAAACCCAACAAAAUCUCCAUCAUCAACAACAAAACUCAUCAUCAAUGUGGAACCCUAAGCAAACUCAAGAAGAUGAUGACUCUUGGGAGGUCAGAGCCUUUGAAGAGGACACUGGUAACGUAAUGGGUACCACUUGGCCGCCGCGCUCUUACACUUGCACCUUUUGUAGAAGGGAAUUCCGGUCAGCUCAAGCACUAGGUGGUCACAUGAAUGUGCACCGCCGUGACCGCGCUAGGCUCCACCAAACAGUACAACCACCAGGUUCAAUCAACCCCAAUUCAUCAUCGACUUCCACUUCUUCCUCAACUUUCUUAAUCCCAGCUCAAGAAUUUUCCACAACAGGUGGUGGGUUAUGCUUGCUAUACCAAUUACCUAACCCUAAUGGGGUUUUCAAUCCCUCAGUUAUGAAUGCAUGUGCUAUUGACUCACCUUCUACUCUUCUCUCUAUCUCACCAUGUCCCCACAACAACUUGAUUGGGCAAUCUCUUAAUUAUCCAGUAGCAACACCAGUGAUAAAUUCUACUCAUUUUUACUCUAGCAAAGCUGAACCCGCAGCCUCUUUUGACAAUAGCAACAACAUGUUCAAGGACUUGGGAAACGGAGAACUUGAUCUAGAGCUGAGGCUAGGACACAGAUCCACUUCAUCAUGACCAUCAUCACCAUCAUAAUAAGAUAGAUAGAAAAGCUUGGAAUGUGAGUCUGAUUUGCUUUCGACUGAUCCGUGUGGAAGAUAGAGAGUGCCAUUAAAUUGUAAGAUACAGUCUAUUUUGAUUGACUUGUGUGUGAAAUUUUUUUGUCUUUUCAAUCAAUGAUGGGCAAGAGUGGCUCUGUAUGAGAGAGAGAGAGGGAGAGAAAGAGAGAAAUUUUAGGUGCCAUGGAAAGUCAAGAGGAGGAAUGUAGAAGAAGAGAUAAGCACCAUGUAAAUUGAAAUAAAUGAUUUAAUUCUUUUUGAAGAAUAAAAGAAAUAUGAUUAGGGUUUGA
Molecule: messenger RNA, 1229 nt
Organism: Hevea brasiliensis (rubber tree)
Lineage: Eukaryota; Viridiplantae; Streptophyta; Magnoliopsida; Malpighiales; Euphorbiaceae
Exons: 1
Coding region: 191-898 (235 amino acids)
Source: RefSeq, a predicted model, not a curated record